AUGGAGGAGCAUUUGCUGAAGUCGUGGUUAAAAGCGUGGGAACAGACUGGUUUGAGCACAAAUCCAUAUACAUUUGGCUUUUAUUUUGCGCUUUUAGGCUUUAACAACAAAAGUCCAGAUGAACUUCUACAAAGUCCGGAAUUGAGCACGCUUGUGGCUUUUGGAAAGCUGUUAAAUGAAGAUGAGCAAAACAAAUGGAAAGACGUUUUGCUAGACAAAUUGAUGAGUAAAGAGCCUGAUCUGCCGACACUAAAGAAGAUUUUUGCAAAGCACAGUAAUGGCAUUAACGCGGAAGCUGUGCGAGUAUUAAAACUUCGACUGCUGGAGAAGAUUAAAGAGGAGAAGCUGGAUUAG
This is a messenger RNA of Peronospora belbahrii, 354 nucleotides long. NCBI's taxonomy places the organism in Eukaryota, Oomycota, Peronosporomycetes, Peronosporales, Peronosporaceae. The record is from the annotation of a GenBank genome assembly.